UUGUGUGUAGUGUUUGUGUUGUUUAAUGUUUAUACUUAAUAGCGUCUCUUUUAAUUCUGUUAAAAACAAUUAAAAAACAUGUUAUAAAUUGAUAGAAUAUAUUUGCUAAAAUUAUUAGAUCAAACUAGAGUAAAUCACCAAUAAUAGUGAAAUUAUUUUGAGAUAUUAUAUUUGACUAUUUCCAUAUUGUUGUCAUCAUGGAAUUUGUAAUACCACUAGAUAAAAAUGAUUUAUUGCAAAAACGUGGCCAGGAAUAUGCUGUUGAGGAAUUAACAAGUUUGCGUAAUAUUAAUCAAGCACUUGAUGCUACAAGAAAACCAUUGGAAAAUGAAGGUCCACGUUACAUACUCAAUCACUUUGAUGAUUUUUUCUCAGUUCUUAUUCAUGGUUCAAGAUUGGAAGUAUCGGUGACAAUGCGAGCAUAUGAUAGAUUAUAUAAAACAAUUGAUAUUCUUGUUGAUGAAAUGGACAAAAAUUUUCCUGAAGAAGAAAGAAAGCUAUAUUUAUGUAUAAAUAAAAUGUUGGCUUAUUUAAUAUCAAAUUUAACAUGUUAUUUAGAGGAUACAACUCUUUCAAUGGACACUGGUAUAACUACUGGUGCUGGACAAAAAAAGAAAAAUGCACAAAAAAGUGAUGCAAGAAAUGAUUGGGAAGGUAAAAGAAACAAGUUAUUAUGUUUAAUAUAUAGUUGGCUUCAAUUACCAUUACAAAAUUUAUGGAAUCCACCAAUUGUUGAAGAAUCAUUUGUCAUGUUACUUGCUGAUAUUUGUUAUAAAAUAUUGGAGAAUGAUAAAAAUAGUAAAGAUACUAAACAUAUUAAAAGUUCAAUAUUUCAAAUAUUAGGAACACUUGUUAAACGUUAUAUUCAUGGUAUAACAUGUACAAUAAGAAUAAUGCAAUUACUUAAAUUACAUAAUGAACUAGCAGAACCAUUAGCAGUUGGAGUUGUAGCAAUGAUAACAGAUAAUGGUUGUACUGGUUUUAUUGCUGAAAUUGCUAGAGAAAUUGAUCAAAGUUCAUUGGAUGAAAGUGAAGCACGUAAUAUAUCACUAUUUAUUGAAAAUAUUGCAGCAGUUAAUCCAAAAAUAAUACUUGGUAUUCUUGAUAAUAUCAAUGAUUUAUUAUCAAAUGAUAAUUAUUCAUUGAGAAAUUGUGCUAUUAGUGUAUUUGGUAUUGUUAUUAAAGGUGCAUUGACCAGUGAUAGAUUAACAGAUGAAGAAAAAAAAAUGAGAGAUGAUUGUUUUGAUCAUUUAGAACAACACAUGCUUGAUAAUAAUGCAUAUGUUAGAUCAAAAGUAUUUCAAGUAUUUACAAAACUUUGUUGUGAAGGUGCUCUUCCAAUAGCUCGUUUUGGAAAUCUUGCUAAUUUAGCUGUUGCUCAUUUAACUGAAAAAAGUGCAAAUGUUAGAAAACAAGCUUUAAUACUAUUACGUGCACUCAUUGAGGCAAAUGCAUUUAGAGUAUCACUUGAUAAAAAUAAAUUUCUUAAAAUAAAAGCUGAAACUGAUAAAAAUAUGGAAGACAUGAAAGCUAAAAUUGUUCUUGAAAGUUCAAAAGGUGAUGAAGAAAGAUUUGAAUUAUGGAAAAGUAUGAUGCCAGAUAUUCAAACAGAAAUAAAAAAAUCAAUUUUAAAAGAAGAACAACGUAAAAAAGAUAAUGACGAUAAUGAAAAAGAUGAUGAUGAAGAUGAAAAUGAAGAUAAUGAAAUAGAUAUUAAUGAAGAAUUUGAAAAUAUACGUCAAUUAAUUGUCAAUAAAGAAUAUAAAAAAUCAUUAAAAUCAUUAAAACAAAUAUACAAAGCACAUAACUGGUCAAAAGAAAUAAAAUCAAUGAGUCCAGAAGAAAAAGAACAUUGGUAUUUUUUUGUUUUAUUAAGAAUAUUUAUGGAAUCAGAAAAAGCUGAAGAUUCUGAAAAAACAAAACAAGCUAAAAAAUUAGAAUGGCAAAAUCAAAAAGAACAAAUUCAACAAUGGAAAAGAGUUAUGGAUUAUUUAGAUAAUGCAAUAUUAUUUACAAAUGGAUGGGAAAAAGCAAUGCCAUUAAUACAAGAAUCAUUGUAUGCUGAUGUACCAACAGUUGCCAUUGAAGCAUGUACACUAUUACAAACUGUACAAAAAUAUGAAGUAAAUGGCUCAAAAGAAGCUAUUCAAAAAGCUUUAUCACAAGUAUUUUCACGUGAAGAAUCUGUUCGUAAUAAUGUUGCAAUUGUUUAUAAAGAAAUAUAUUUAAAUCGUGGUGAAGAAAAACAAGCAAAUGGUACAAUAUUACCAGCAUCACAAGCUGCUGUUAAUGGAUUAUUAAAAUUAUUUAAAGGUCUUGAAUGUGGACAGAGUUCAGCUCUCAUUCAAUUGAUAUCAAUUUGGCUGACAAAUAAUGAUUUGACUGAUACACAUAUUCAAAUAAUGUGGCAAAUUUAUACUAUGAAAAUACCUGGUACUACAAUUGAUCAAAGUCGUUGUGCAAUUGCAUUAUUAACUAUGGUAGCUGAAUCAAAACAACGUUUAAUGAAAAUAAAUAUGAGCAUUAUCAAUCAAAUUGGCUUUGAAACAAUUGGAAAUGAUAAUAUAUUAUUAGCAAGAGAUAGUUGUAAAGCACUUAAAACAAUAAAACGUUUACCACAUGAAAAUAUGGAAGAUCCAAUACGUUUAAAUAAUGAUGACAAAAUAUUUAAAAAUAUUAUUUCAUUUAUGGUUGAUAAAUAUGAUACAACAUCAAAUGAAGCAUACACAUCAUUUGCAACUGAGGCAAUAAAUGUCAUUUAUCAAUUGGCAAAUCAACCUGGUAAUAUUGCCAAAGAUAUACUGAUAGAAUUAAUGGAAAAAGAUACAACUGGUAAAAUAAAAAAAACAAAAAUAGCAAAAUUUCUUUAUGUUAUUGGUCAUAUUGCUAUAAGACACAUGGUUUAUCUUGAUACAGAUCUUUAUAAAGAAUUAAAAAGAAGAAAUGCAAUUAUUGAAUUAAAAAAAGGUAAUAAAAAUAAAGAAUUAGAUACACCAACAAGUGUAACACACUCAUCAGCAAUUAAAGCACGUAGAUCAAUACAUCAUCAAAAAGCUAAAGAUACAUUUAUUGAGGAUAAUGGUGAAGAAGCAUUGGGUGGUGCAACUGCUGAUGAUACUGAUGCUGAAGCAAUUGAAGCUGAACUUGAAAAUAAUAUUGUUAAUGGUGAUGGAUUUCUUGUUGAAUUUGUACCAUUUAUUCUUGAUGUAUGUGAACAUCCAGAAAAAUAUCAUGACAAGGAUAUAUGUGUUUGGGGUGUUUUAGCACUUAGUAAAAUGAUGACAGUAUCAUCAAAAUUUUGUCAGCAACAUCUUCAGUUGUUAGUUACAAUACUUGAAAGAUCAAGUCAUCAAGAAAUACGUUCAAAUAUAUUAUUUUGUCUUUCUGAUCUUAUGAUUAGAUUUCCAAAUGAAGUUGAACCAUGGACAAAACAUAUGUAUGCUAGAUUACGUGAUGAUAAUGUAUUAGUAAGAAAAACAGCUGUAAGUGUACUUGCUAAUCUUGUUAAAAGAGAAAUGAUUAGAGUUAAAGGACAAAUGUCAGAAAUGGCAUUGUGUAUUAUUGAUCCUGAUGCACAAAUUCGUGCUUCAGCUAAACAAUUUUUCGAAGAAUUAUCACACAAAGGUAAUAUACUUUAUAAUAUUAUGCCAGAUAUUAUUUCACGUUUGACCAGUGAUGAGGCAGAUAUUGAUGAAGAGGGUCUUCAUGAAAUUCUUAAAAAUGUACUUGGAUUAUUGCAAAAAGAAAAAGACAUUGAUACUCUUUUGGAUAAAAUAUGCUCAAGAUUUCAAUUUGCUAAAAAUGAUAGACAAUGGCGUGAUCUUGGAUAUUGUUUAUCUCUACUUCAACUUGGACGUAAGGGUAUUAUUAAACUCACUGAAAAUUUGCAUAUAUUUAAAAAUAAAAUUUAUCUUCGUGAAAUACAAAAAGCUUUGAAGGAUAUUGUUGAUGCUGCAAAGAGAAAAGCAACUACAAAAGAUCUUAGUGCAACAUUAGAAAGUGAAAUACAAAAAUUAAUUGAUAAAAGUUAUGAUGAAGAUGGUGGUCAAGAUGAUGAAGAUAGACGUGCAAUGCCACCACCAAAGUCAGUUAAAAAAACUAGAAGAGCUAAAAAAUCACGUGACAAUGAUGAAGACGACGAUGAUGAUGAAGAUGAUGAAGAUGAUAAUGCUCAUAAAAAUCAACGAACACCAGCAAAAAAUAAAUCAAAUAAACCACAAGUUACACCAAGAUCUUCCAGACGGAUAAGUUCAAGACCUAAUAAAACUCCAAGCAGACAAAAUAAUUCUGAUGACGAUGAUGAUGAUGAUGAUGAUGAAGUUGAUGAUGGUGAUCAGAAUCAAACUGAGGACAACUCACCUCCAGCAAGAAAAAAAACAAGAGAACCUGCUGAAACAAGAACACCACGUACAUCAUCUCGAUCAAUUGACAAAGAAAAUUUAACACAAGAGCAACAAACUCCAAAAAUGAAAACAGAAAAAAAUGUAAAAUUAACUAAAAAAACAUCAACUAAAACAACACGAACAACAAGACUCAGCAGUACAGACAGUGUUGACAAUGCUGAAUUUAGAUCACCACCCCCAAAGCUCACGAGAUCCACCAGAACAAAAAAAUAAUAAUAAUAAUAACUUCAUUUAAUAUUAGUUGUAAGUUUUCUUUUUUUAUCUUUUUUUAUAUAUUCUCUAAAUAAAUAACUAAAAAAAUUAAAAAUUAAAUUAUCCAAAUAAUAAAUAAUUAAUGUUUAUUCUAGUUUUAUUUUUUCUCCUAUUAUGAAAAAGACACUUGACCGCAUUGUAUUGGAAGUAUUUCGAAAAUUCAAUAAUACCUCUUUUAGCAUUCGAUAUUCCUGAUAAAUAAAAAGUGAAAA
This is a messenger RNA of Aphidius gifuensis, 4867 nucleotides long. RefSeq names its product condensin complex subunit 1 (gene Cap-D2). Lineage: Eukaryota; Metazoa; Arthropoda; Insecta; Hymenoptera; Braconidae. The record is from RefSeq and is a predicted model, not a curated record. The coding region runs from base 198 to 4616 and encodes 1472 amino acids. Gene Ontology annotation, cellular component: condensed chromosome, centromeric region; nucleus. Gene Ontology annotation, biological process: meiotic chromosome condensation; mitotic cell cycle; mitotic chromosome condensation. Gene Ontology annotation, molecular function: histone binding. The transcript is spliced from 3 exons.